GGGGCGGGGGCCUGGCGGGGGCAUCCGGCGGAGCUGGUGUCCCCGAGCUUGGUGCGGAGGGAGGGAGGGAGGGAGGGAGACUGCGCUCGAUCGGGCAGGCAGAGGGGACCGGACCGCGGGCGGGAGGGCGGGCGGACUCGCCCUCUCGGUGACUGCGCCGCCCGGGCCCAUCCUGCCUGGCCGCAGGUGCCCCUGGAUGAGGCCGCCCCGCGCGCCCCGACCGCUGAAGCGGAGUGACUUUCCAGAGAGGGGGUUGCAUUUUAAAGAAGGAUGCUAAGAAACAAUUUAAGCACACAUCUUGUCAUGGCUCAAGUUGGAAGGCUGGGCGAUUGGAGUCUCGGGGUCUGGAAGUUAAGAAGGGCAACUCUUGACCUUUUCUUGCUGCCUGCAGACAUUACUGGGAACUCUACUGCACUUGGUGCUCUAGAGGUCUUAUAAUCAAUGGAUAAAGUGGGGAAAAUGUGGAAUAACUUCAAAUACAGGUGUCAGAAUCUCUUCAGUCAUGAGGGAGGAAGCCGUAGUGAAAAUGUGGACAUGAACUCCAACAGAUAUUUGGCUGUCAGAGAGAAAAGCAUCAGUAUAGGAGACUCAGCUCCUCAGCAACAAAGCAGUCCCUUAAGAGAAAAUGUUGCCUUACAACUGGGAUUAAGCCCUUCAAAGAAUUCUUCGAGGAGAAACCCAAACUGUGCCACUGAAAUUCCUCAGAUUGUUGAAAUAAGCAUUGAAAAGGACAACGAUCCAUGUGUCACCACAGGAUCAAGACUUGCAAGAAGAGAUUCCUACUCUCGACAUGCUCCGUGGGGUGGGAAGAAGAAACAUUCCUGUUCUACAAAGACUCAGAGUUCACUGGAUACUGAUAAAAAGUUUGGUAGAACUCGUAGUGGACUUCAGAGGAGAGAGAGGCGAUACGGCGUAAGCUCCGUACAUGACAUGGACAGUGUUUCCAGCAGAACUGUAGGUAGUCGCUCUCUGAGACAGAGGUUACAGGAUACCGUGGGCUUGUGCUUUCCCAUGAGAACUUAUAGCAAGCAGUCAAAGCCUCUCUUUUCUAAUAAAAGAAAAAUACACCUUUCUGAAUUAAUGCUUGAGAAAUGUCCUUUUCCUGCUGGCUCAGAUUUAGCCCAAAAAUGGCAUUUGAUUAAACAGCAUACAGCCCCAGUGAGCCCACAUUCAACGUUUUUUGAUACAUUUGAUCCAUCCUUGGUUUCUACAGAAGAUGAAGAAGAUAGACUUAGAGAGAGAAGACGGCUUAGUAUCGAAGAAGGUGUUGAUCCCCCUCCCAAUGCACAAAUACAUACAUUUGAAGCCACUGCACAGGUUAACCCCUUAUAUAAACUGGGACCAAAGUUAGCUCCUGGCAUGACUGAAAUAAGUGGGGACAGUUCUGCAAUGCCACAAGCUAACUGUGACUCCGAAGAGGACACCACCACACUGUGUUUGCAGUCACGCAGGCAGAAGCAACGCCAGGUAUCUGGAGAUAGCCAUGCCCACGUUAGCAGACAGGGAGCUUGGAAAGUCCAUACGCAGAUUGAUUAUAUCCACUGCCUUGUGCCUGAUCUGCUUCAGAUUACAGGCAGUCCCUGCUACUGGGGGGUGAUGGACCGCUAUGAAGCAGAAGCCCUUCUUGAAGGGAAGCCUGAAGGCACCUUUUUGCUCAGGGACUCUGCACAAGAGGACUACCUCUUCUCGGUGAGCUUCCGUCGCUACAACAGAUCCCUGCAUGCCCGAAUCGAACAGUGGAAUCACAACUUUAGUUUUGAUGCCCACGACCCAUGUGUAUUUCACUCCUCCACUGUAACGGGACUUUUGGAACACUAUAAAGAUCCCAGUUCUUGCAUGUUUUUUGAACCUUUGCUUACUAUCUCACUAAAUAGGACUUUCCCUUUUAGCUUGCAGUAUAUCUGCCGUGCAGUCAUCUGCAGAUGCACUACGUACGAUGGAAUUGAUGGGCUCCCUUUACCAUCAAUGUUGCAGGAUUUUCUAAAAGAGUAUCAUUAUAAACAAAAAGUUAGAGUUCGCUGGUUAGAGCGAGAACCAGUCAAGGCAAAGUAAAUUCUCCUGUCCUAGUCUGCUUUUAUGUGCAUCAGACAGUACACCUAUAGCAAGCACACAUAUCAGUGUUAGGUUUUUUCAGUAUAGUAUGUAAGCUUAGUGUUAGUAUCUGUCAGAGGUGUUAGUAUCCGUCCGAUGUGAUCUGCUGUUACUCAGAAAAACAUGGUGGCUAUUGAGACAACAGAAGAUAGAACUGAGGUGUUCAGUAAGGCUACAAAAAUAGUUUGCCAAUUUAGCUGUUUGGUUUUUAAUGGCUGAAGUUAUUGAAUGAGUCAAUUCUGAGGCAUUUGCUAUUAAGAAUUCUAUUUCUUACUAAAGAACAAAUUGUUAAUUUUGGAUGAGUUUUUCAACAGUGUGACUAAUGAUUGAAAUUAUUUUUUUCUAAGAAUUUUUCUAUUACCUUCUAAAAGUAGUGAUGUUUGUAGUUACUACAAAUCAAGCUUUGGAAGUCCAAAAAGUAAAGACUGCCUUUCUUUUAAAAAAAUAAAAAAAUAAAUGCAAUUUUUUGGCCACAAGGGCAUAGUGCAGUUCACUUAAUUGUUGAUAUAAUUUAUAGUUAGUUUUUUCUCUUCUGCAAAAGGUACUGUUAAGGAAACCAGUUUUUCUUAAAAUUUCAGACUUAUAAAGUUGAUAGGAGAAUUUUAUUUAUAAGCCUUAGGUGUUAAUUUUUUAAUGAGUACUUUAACUUAAAACAUAUUGGGAAUAGCUGCUGCAAUUUAGUCCUGUGUGUGAUGUUUAAAGUUGACAUAUGCAGUCUAAUUGUUGAUUUAUUAAUGUUGCAUCUUUUCCUAUGCCCAUGACAAGUUUGUGAACCAUGAAGAAAAUGAGACUAGACGAUGUCCAAACAAGUCAGAAAUAAUAACGACAGUGAUUGCUAAUGUUGAAGUUAUUGUUAAACUGUAAUAAUUUGGAUGGCAGUAUUUAUCUCUUUGUUGUAAAUGCUCAUUGAUGAAUUGCUUAAAGUACGAUUUAUAGAAUUUCAAUGGAAUUGAAAGAAUUUCAUUUUUAAUGGAAAAUCUGAAAUCUAAGUUGCAGAUUUAAAAGGUACUGUACAACCAUUGUAUCUGUAAAUAACUUAGCACCUUUUUGUCACUUAGAAUAGUAUGCAAUACUACUUGAGUGAGCUAUUUUGGAAGUAAUAGCAAGUUCUAGUGUUUGCUUCUUACUUUGAACUGAAUUUCCAAUUCUGUCCUAGACAUUUUGCACUAAAGUAGUGGAAUCCAUUCUUGUGUCUUUUUGUUUAUGUGCUCUGUACCACUGGUGAGUGCUCCUUAGUUCCCUUACCUGCUGCCACAGAAAGUUAUUUUACAUCCUGAUGGCUUAUUGCCAAGGCUACAAAAAAGAAAAGCUAUAUUUGUAUGCAACACUAACCCUUUUCCUGCUAAUGUAUGUUUCUCUGCUUGCUGUGCCUUGUUAUGGCUGCUUUUUUGUGCUAAUAAAGUAUGUUUGGUGUUCUUCUUGUAUAUCUACUGUUUUAUACAUUUGCAACAAUUUCUCUUGUAAAUGGAAUGAAUUGGGUUUUUAAAUAAGCUUUACCUGACAACCUACUAUAGUCAAUGCAGAAUUACUGUACAAUCUAAUAUUGAUUUAUUCUGACUAAACUAACUCUAAAUGCAAUGCUAUACAUCUUUCCAAUCAUCACAUAUACUGUGCAACACUAUAGUUACUGCAAAUUACUGUGCAGUUCAGAUUGUAACAGAAAAUGAACAGAGAAAUAUUGACUAAACCUGUUGAUUUCUCUGCUUUUAAGUG
This is a messenger RNA of Pipistrellus kuhlii (Kuhl's pipistrelle), 3804 nucleotides long. RefSeq names its product suppressor of cytokine signaling 5 (gene SOCS5). Gene Ontology annotation, cellular component: phosphatidylinositol 3-kinase complex. The coding region runs from base 442 to 2052 and encodes 536 amino acids. The transcript has 4 exons. Gene Ontology annotation, molecular function: 1-phosphatidylinositol-3-kinase regulator activity. NCBI's taxonomy places the organism in Eukaryota, Metazoa, Chordata, Mammalia, Chiroptera, Vespertilionidae. Gene Ontology annotation, biological process: positive regulation of proteasomal ubiquitin-dependent protein catabolic process; phosphatidylinositol phosphate biosynthetic process; epidermal growth factor receptor signaling pathway. The record is from RefSeq and is a predicted model, not a curated record.